Messenger RNA from Anopheles maculipalpis, 729 nucleotides. Its product is annotated as actin-histidine N-methyltransferase-like. Bases 1 to 729 code for a protein of 242 amino acids. Gene Ontology annotation, molecular function: transcription coactivator activity; histone H3K4 methyltransferase activity; histone H3K36 methyltransferase activity. Lineage: Eukaryota; Metazoa; Arthropoda; Insecta; Diptera; Culicidae. Gene Ontology annotation, biological process: actin modification; peptidyl-lysine dimethylation; peptidyl-lysine monomethylation. The transcript has 2 exons. The record is from RefSeq and is a predicted model, not a curated record.
AUGAGCAAACCACUGUCCAAAGGCAAGGCCAAAGAACUUAAUGGUCUCGUCGAGGAGCUUAUGCAGCAUGGUUUCCGGGAGGCAAUCACUACCGAACAGUUGCUGACCCAGCACCGGAACAUGGCCACCGUGUUGGACCGUAUCCGGCGCGUGGAACCAAAGCUGCGCACGACAAACGGUCGGCCGAGGAUGGAAAAUGUGGAUCACUUCACUCGGUGGGCAAUCGAACAGGGUGGCUGCACGGUGGAAAAUGUACGCGUCGCCGAACAUACCGAGUACGGUGGGCUGGGCCUAGAGUCCACUGGACACAUCCCAGCCGGCGAAAGUAUCGUAACCGUGCCGAGGAAAUUAUUUUUCUACGUCACCAACGAACCACGGUACCGGAAGCUGCUCGAGCUAAUGCCGGGUGCAAUGAUGAGCGAACAGGGUAACAUUAUGCUUGCGCUCGCCCUCAUUAUGGAGCGAUUCCGGGCGAAAAGCUUCUGGAAACCGUACCUGGAUCUGUUGCCCGAACGCUACACAACACCACUCUACUACACGACGGACGAUAUGGGCGAGCUGGUCAAUACGGAAGCAUUUUUGCCGGCAUUGAAGCUGUGCAAGCACAUUGCACGGCAGUACGGAUUCAUACGGAAAUUCGUGCAGGACAAGGUUGAUGAUCUGCGGGACUGCUUCACGUACGACGCAUUCCGAUCGAAACCGUACACGCUACAACUCACCUACAGUUAA